Molecule: messenger RNA, 1939 nt
Organism: Spizellomyces punctatus DAOM BR117
Lineage: Eukaryota; Fungi; Chytridiomycota; Chytridiomycetes; Spizellomycetales; Spizellomycetaceae
Exons: 11
Coding region: 53-1660 (535 amino acids)
Biological process (GO): mitotic spindle organization; microtubule-based movement
Molecular function (GO): ATP binding; microtubule motor activity; microtubule binding
Source: RefSeq, a predicted model, not a curated record
UUCCCGUCAAGAUCUCUCGUCGACACUGCGAUACUUCUCAUCGUUACGAAAAAUGGCACCCAAGAGGCAAGGAUUGCCUGAACUUCCUCCAAAGCAGCUAGAGCAGGAGAUAGAGACUGUCAAAGCGCUGUCGAGUCCUACUCCUCAAAGAGUUUUGGUAGCUGUCAGAGUCCGACCUCCUGUCAUUGAGCGUAAGAAUGCCCAAAAGUUUGACAAACCCCUCGGUUACGACCCGACCGCCACAUGCGUUUCAUAUAACUUGAAUAACUCGGCGGUUACUAUUGCAUGGCCAUCGGACGCUGGACCACCACGCGGGCAAUCGCCUGCGGGCGGAGCCAGCAAAACGGCGCCUAAAGAAUUUAACUUUGAUUCAGUGCUGGGAUAUGAAGAAGGGCAGAGUUCGGUAUACGAGAAAGUGGUCGAGCCAUUGAUCAGGAAGUGUCUCGAAGGUUACAACGGAUGCGUCUUUUGUUAUGGUCAAACUGCCAGUGGUAAAACGUACACAAUGGAGGGCCCAAAACGAGGAACAUCCAUGGAGAUUCCUACGGAUGCAUCCGAUAAAGACACGGGCAUCAUAUUACGUGUUGCGGCGCAAAUCACAAAGCACAUUGCCGAAGCCAAGACCAAAAAGCCUGAACUCGAGUACUUUGUUAAAGCUAGCUACCUCGAGAUAUACCAAGAGGCGUUAACGGACUUGCUUGUAGGUCGUGAUGAACAGGGAGAACUACGAAUACGUCAGGACCCAGAAUCAACAACUGGCCGAGAACUUUACAUCUCUGGUAUUACAGAGCGUUCAGUCAGCUCCAUCCAGGACUAUGUCAAAGUUCUACAAAUGGGUGGGCGGCACCGAACCGUAGGCGAGACAAAUAUGAAUGAGGCAUCUAGUCGCUCUCACGCAGUAUUGACAUUCACAAUUGAAGAGCGAAGGAAACCAUCUGAGGGGAUGUCAGCAGAGGAAGCCGAGAUGCUCGCUAAACAUGGCCGCAAACGCAGUAAAAUCCAUCUCAUCGAUUUAGCUGGUUCGGAACGCGCCAACGCAACAGGUGCAACCGGUGAUCGUCUGAAAGAAGGUUCAGCCAUCAACCAAUCUCUGUCGUCUCUUGGGAAUGUAAUCAAUGCCCUAACCACCGGUGCAAGACAUGUACCAUACCGGGAUUCAAAGUUGACCUAUCUCCUUAGCGACAGCUUGGGAGGUAACUCGUUGACAUUGAUGAUCACUUGCAUUACCCCAACGCUUGCGAAUCAUGAUGAAUCCCUUUCAACGCUUCGUUUUGCCGAACGUGUCAAGAAGGUCCGCAAUGUCGCCAAGGUCAACGUCGAUGCAACCAUGAUGCGUAUAAUGCAAAUGGAAGCCGAAAUUCGUGAAUUACGCGAAAUCCUCUCCAAGUGCACUUGCGGCGCACGCCGGGCAGCGCAGGAUGCGUGGACAAUGGCUGGAGGUGCAGCUGGUAAAGAUGCCUCGACGAGCAUGAGCAUGAAGCUGCCAUGGUGGAAACGUAUCUGGAAACAGUGUACGGUGUGUGUGCCUUCAAAAACCACAUCAGAGAAAAUGUGGCCAAAUGGCAGGGUCGCGCCGGUCAACGUUGCUCGCAGUAUGCCAAUGACCGAGACUGCAGAAACGGUUCUAAAGAGUGUUAAGGGAAAGUUGACGUUUGCUUGACACGCUUUAUUAUUUACUUUCAAAAGCUAGCCAUGAGGUGGAUGUGUUGUUGAUAUUAGUGCUUUUUGUACUUAAUGUAAUGCUAUCUUACGUUUCCGACCCCAGGAUGGCCUUAAGGUGGUUUGUGAGAUAUGAAGGGAUGUUCUGCUCUAAUUUAUACAAGUGCCAACGAUCUAUAAACUAUUUAUCAGAGUUAAUCAAUUCAACUACUUUUUACCGCGUAUUUCUUUGCCAUUACGCUUGAUGUCCUGGGCGGCAGUUGUUCGUCGGUGUGUGGGC